Molecule: messenger RNA, 981 nt
Organism: Chaetomium fimeti
Lineage: Eukaryota; Fungi; Ascomycota; Sordariomycetes; Sordariales; Chaetomiaceae
Exons: 1
Coding region: 131-766 (211 amino acids)
Source: RefSeq, a predicted model, not a curated record
AAGUCAACAACAAUAACGGCCUUUAAUAUUCGUUCCCCGUCCUCCUAUCUUUCAGUUCUAAACCCUUUCGAGCAGAGAGAGAACCUCCUAAAGGGCAAAAAGGAGCCCCGAAGGAACCGCUGACUUGAACAUGCCAACAUUGAACUGCCUGCUAACGAACCCUUCUGCCCGAACCCCUCAACACCAUCCUCGGUCCUCGGAACAUACCGUCUCUCGCAAGACUGUCGAUACCAACACCACGGCAUCGACGGCCCCUUUUGGUAAGGUCCUCCCGGUCCCCACAGACCCUCACCAUCGAUCUCAUCCUGUUUCAGCAGGUCCAGCAGCCCCAGCAGACCCACUCGCAAGCAAAUCUAUUUCGGGCUAUUCCGGCGAAUCUCCAAACACUCCAAAACACCAUCACAAAUCCCACCGAUUCUCGUCGUGCCUCGGCAGUCACAACUCGGCGCAGCGGCAUUUGAAGGUCCCUACAGCAGAGCAAUAUCCAAGAGCUGCACCCCGCAACGCCAUCCGCACCCAAGAAUGCGGGGAAGAGCAAAACCCGGCAUGGUCAGCUGCCGUCGUCGUAUUUGGCGUGGAUCUCCCGCCGGGGUUCCCCGGAUUGUGCUGUGGUACCUGCCCGAGCUGCCGGUCGGAGGAUCUGUCUUUGACAUUCUUUGGUGGAGUUGAGAAGCCGUCGUGUGCCGUUCGGGAAGGGGGCCGAUCCGCCAAGCCGCGCCCAGGUUCGCUUCACGACCCUGAUUUAGUAAUAUCUCGAUGGCGCUAGACCCCAAAGAGGAAUGCUUGCGGCGGGCCUCGGCGUUUGGGACGACCAUGUUCAAGGAGUCCGCCGUCAAGGGGUGCCCAGGGCUUGGUAUGUUUCCUGCGUGGGGAACACCAAAGACAGCUGAAGAUGAUGAUGGUUUCACGGAUUCGUGUGAGCCUCAACCUCACGUAUAAGUAGACGGCGAACGCCACUCGACUGCAAACAUCUCCCUCCAG